AUGUCAACAUACUGCAGUAGGCGCUACUUUGGUUAUUUGACGAGACGCUGUCAACAUACUGACAAUACCCUGUCAACAAAUUGUCGUAGGCCAAUACACUGGUUAUCUGAAAAUACCCUGUCAACAAACUGUAGUAGGCCGAUACUCUGGUUAUCUGACAAGAUCCUGUCAACAUACUGCUGGAGGCCGACACUCUUGUUAUCUGACAAGACCCUGUCAACAUACUGUAGUAGGCCGAUACUCUGAUUAUCUGACCGGUCCCGGUCAACAUACUGUAGUAUGCUUGUUACGGAUACAGGUAUCCUGUGUCUUUUUGUGUUUUUUCUCUCCUUCUGCCCUAAUCACAGGUGUCCUGUAUGUUCCUGAUUGGUGGUCGUUGGGGUGUCUGCUGAUUGCUGAGGUGGACCAAUCAGUGGACAUUCCUCUGCAUUGCACCACCUGUUUCUGGUUUUUCAAUCACAUAUCCCAUUGUUUAAAAGCCGGUCAGUUGUGUUUGUUGUUAGAGACUAUUUCCGUAUGUGAGUAUGGAUACUGUGUUUUGUGUACUCACUAAUUUGCUGGUUACUCUGUUUGGUAACUUUGUUAGGCUAUUUUCUGUAUGUGAGUAUGGAUACUGUGGUGUCCUGUGUUUUGUGUACUCACUCAUUUGCUGGUUACUCUGUUUGGUAACUUUGUGUGUUUCUGGGAAAAGAGGAAUUUAAGCAAGUUGCCCUUGGGCGUACAUUACCCGUAGGAAGAAUAUUGUCUAAAAACACUAGUUAGACCUGAGCGGACCACCCACUGUAAUUUUUGUAUGAUUAGCAGUAGCUUAGCGGUUCUUGAGGCAGGCAAGAUCAGUUUAGGGGUGUUUUACACUAUUGUUUCAUUUCUUGGGUCCUGCUCAGUCCUUUUUCCCAAACCUUUACCGUGUGUUCAAAAAUAAACCUUUUAUGUUUGACGGUAGUUUAUGGUUGUCGUGUAGUUUUUGUUCUCACUGUUCCAUGUCACGAUUCUAAUUUGCAUGAAUUAUGUUACGGGUCUCUUGUCCAUCCACCCUAGACGUUUAAAGCCACGGGGUUCGUAACAUCAUGUGGGGGUUCGUCCCGGGAUCAUUCUCAUUGAUACCCAUGCUACUCAUGCAAAUUAGUUAGUGUCUGGUUCAGUGUUGAGCUUGGCAGCUGUAGUACUGGUUUUGUUUUCAGUAUUCGUCGGCUCGUGUUGCUAGUUUAGGAUGGCUACUUUUGAGUUGGAUGCAUUUUUGGAAAACCCUUCGUGGGAGGUUUUUGAGAAUUGCCGUAGAGUGGAUCUACAGGCUUUGGCUGACCACUUUUCUGUACCCAUAUCAAGGGUUUUAGUGAAAGCAGAAGUUAGGAAAGCAGUGUUAGAGAUAUUAUUGAACGAACGAGUGCUUGAAUUACCGCCGCCUGACCCUGCUGCUCCUGUAGGGGAUGUGGUUGCUGCUCCUGUAAGCCCGUCGGUGUCUGAGGACGAGGCUAAGGCUCCAGCCACUUUGCCCCGUUUUGACCCACUCUCCCCACUGUCUGACAGUGAUGCCAGGAUGGAUGUCCGCUCGACACGGCUCCAAAUGGAGGCGGAAGAGCGGGCACAGAUCAGGCAAGACAAGCUGGAAAUGCGUAAGCUAGAGGCAGAACAGGAGACGCGUAAGCUAGAGGCAGAACAGGAGACGCGUAAGCUAGAGGCAGAACAGGAGACGCGUAAGCUAGAGGCAGAACAGGAGACGCGUAAGAUGGAACUGGAGACGCGUAGGCUUGAUCAAGAACUGGAGACGCGUAGGCUUGAUCAAGAACUGGAGAUGCGUAAAAUGGAACUGGAGGCAGAAACAGCGAGGUUAGUCUCUGCUCAUACUAUACCUGCUAGUGAGCCAUCCUCACCAGCUGUGUCGUCUGCUACUUUUGAUAUUAGUAGACAGAUCACCUUGGUAUCUGUGUUUAGGGAGUCAGAGGUUGAUUCCUAUUUCAGUGUUUUUGAACGUAUUGCGGUAGCAUUGAAAUGGCCCGAAGAGGUAUGGUGCCUAUUACUUCAGUGUAAAUUAACAGGUAAAGCCCAAGAGGUUCUGUCAGCGCUACCUCUUGAAGACAGCUUGAAUUAUGACGUGGUCAAAGCUACUGUUCUUCGUGCCUGUGAGCUUGUUCCUGAGGCAUAUCGACAGAGAUUUAGGUCUCAUAAAAAGUAUCCUACUCAGACUUAUGUGGAGUUUGCUAGAGACAAAGGAAAUCUGUUUGACAAAUGGCAUAGUGCUAGUAAAGUAACUGAUUUUAACUCUCUACGGGAGUUAAUCUUGUUAGACGAGUUUAAAAAUUGCUUACCCGAACGCAUUGUAGUUUAUCUGAACGAACAGAAAGUAUCCUCACUGUCGGAAGCAUCUGUAUUGGCAGACGAGUUUGUGUUGACGCAUAAGAGCGUGUUUUCGGCUCGUACGGAGAGCAGGGCCGCAGAGUUGCUAACUUUUAGUCCUAGUCGACCAGCAGUACAUCCAGCACGCCCAAAAGAUGUGCGUCACUGUUUCUAUUGUCAUAAGGUGGGACAUAUGGUUAAUGAUUGCUUUCUGCUAAAACGCAAACACGGGAUGCCUCAGCACGCCAGGCCGCCAACGGGUGUUGGGCUGAUUCGUACGGUUGUAAGGCCGGAAUCAAGACAGAGGCCUCAUAGUGAAUGUGGUUUGAAAGUCCCUGUCCCAGAUCACAGUUAUGAACCGUUAAUUUUUGAGGGGUUUGUUUCCAUAUCAGAUGACGAAGCGUCUCAGCGUCCAGUUAGAAUGCUCAGAGAUACUGGUGCGGCGCAGUCGUUCAUACUAUCUGAUGUGUUGCCCUUGUCCAAUAAUACAUAUUGUGGUUCCAGUGUGUUAGUACAAGGAAUUGAAAUGGGAUUCGUCCCGUGCCAUUGCACUUUGUGAACGUACACUCUGAGUUAGUCAGUGGAUUGUUCAGAGUUGGAGUACGUCCUAUGUUGCCAGUAAAAGGUGUGACAUUUAUAAUGGGCAACGAUAUUGCCGGAGGAAAGGUGAUACCCGUAUUGGAGGUAUUGGAUAAAAGUGACCAGUCUCUCUCCGAGGAGCUGGCACAGGGUUAUCCAGAUGUGUUCCCCGCUUGUGCUGUCACACGUGCUCAAGCACGACAAGUGGGUGAAGUGAUAGAUUUGUCGAACACGAUUCUAUUCAGAGAGUGUGACCCAGAGGAUAGUUUGGGUGCUACCUCUGGUAAGCUGGUGCAGUCUGACCAACAGCCCAGAGAAAGGAAGAAGGAUGUGGAACUUGUUGCUGAGGCAAUACCGUUAGCGGUCACUCGUGAGCAGCUGAUCGCUAACCAAAAGGUUGACAUUAGCCUGGCUAAAUGUUUUUCUAGUGUUGUCUCAGAGGAGGAGCUAAAGAAGAAAAACCUGGCAUACUUUAUUGAUGGUAAUCUCCUCAUGCGUAAAUGGACAUCCCAUGUUGACGCUGGCGGAGAUUGGAAUGCUGUUUACCAAAUAGUGAUUCCUACAGCCUUUCUACAAAAUGUUUUAUCCCUCGCUCAUGAUCACCAGUGGUCCGGACAUCUGGGAGUCACCAAGACUUAUGAUCGAGUUUUGCGACAUUUCUUUUGGCCUGGUUUAAAACAAGAUGUGGCUCAGUUCUGUCGGACUUGCCACACCUGUCAAGUAACUGGGAAACCGAACCAGGUUAUUCCUCCCGCGCCUCUUUGUCCCAUACCUGCCAUAGGUGAACCAUUCGAACAUGUGAUGGUUGAUUGUGUUGGACCAUUACCAAAGACAAAAUCUGGUAACCAGUUUAUGUUGACGAUUAUGUGUGUGGCCACCAGGUACCCAGAGGCCAUUCCUCUGCGAAGGAUUACUGCUCCGGUGGUGAGUAAAGCGUUGAUCAAAUUCUUCUCAACUUUUGGGUUACCUAAGGUGAUACAAACUGAUCAGGGUAUGAAUUUCCUUUCUAAACUUUUCAAACAAGUGUUCAAAUCCUUGUCAGUUACACACCGUGUGUCAAGCGCAUAUCAACCAGCGUCUCAGGGUGCGCUUGAACGUUGGCAUCAGACACUGAAGUCUAUGCUCCGUAAAUAUUGCUUGGAAUCUGAGAAGGAUUGGGAUGAGGGAGUUCCUCUAGUUUUGUUUGCUGUCCGUGAGACAGUACAGGAAUCCAUAGGGUUCAGCCCAGCUGAACUGGUGUUUGGACACACCAUGAGAGGACCUAUGAAAGUCCUUAAGGAUCAGUUUUUAUCACAAGAGUUGUGUGUGAAAGAAAAUGUGUUGGACUACGUUAGUCGCUUUCGUGAGUGCCUACAUGGUGCCUGUGCUCUAGCAAAUGAAGCGCUGUCUUCCUCACAGAGACGGAUGAAACGACACUAUGACACACAGGCUGUUUCUCGUUAACUGCAGCCAGGUGACCAAGUUCUUGUAUUGUUGCCGGUACCAGGAGCGUCAUUGUCAUCACGUUUCUCUGGUCCUUAUGUAAUUGAAAAGAAACUAAGUGAAACUGACUACGUGAUACAGACUCCUGAUAGAAAACGCCAAUCUUGUGUGUGCCACGUUAACAUGUUGAAGACAUGCCACACCAGACCCGUCACUCAGAUAGACAGUCCAGAGAAACUGGCCGAGUCGGCUGUCUCUAUUGCUGCUACGGCUGUAGUGGGAGGUCAUGUUAAUGAUGUGGACGGAGAUGGUUUGGAGUUGCGCAAUACUCAGCAGCAGUGUGCUAGAUUGCCCAAUUCAGAGAUGCUGCUGUCUCUCCCGUCAAGCCUGAUUCAUUUAACGGACGGACAGUCAGAUGAUAUUGUGAGACUAUUACACAGCUUUCCAUGUCUUUUUAAUGAUGUUCCUACAUGCACAAAUGUGUUAGAACAUGACAUUAAUGUUGGAAACGCUGCACCUAUCAAGCAACAUGCUUAUCGUGUCAACGUCUCUAAAAGAAAGAUAAUGAGGGAUGAGGUCGGUUAUUUGCUGGAGAAUAACCUGGCUAUGCCAAGUUCAAGUCCUUGGAGUUCUCCGUGUAUUCUGGUUCCUAAACCUGAUGGGACAUCUAGGUUAUGUACGGACUAUCGGAAGGUAAAUGCUGUCACAGUGCCCGACUCGUUCCCGUUACCCAGACUGGAUGACUGUAUUGAUACUGUUGGUGCUGCUACGUAUGUAACCAAACUAGAUCUUCUAAAAGGUUACUGGCAGGUGCCGUUAACCUCACGUGCCUCCGACAUCUCUGCCUUUGUGACCCCAGAUCACUUCCUACAAUAUGCUGUCAUGGCAUUUGGGAUGCGGAACGCACCAGCCACUUUCCAACGCCUGGUUAACACAGUAUUGGCUGGAGUUCCUGAUUGUAGUGCUUACCUUGAUUUGGGAAGGCCACUGUUACUUAUCUCGGUAAACAGGUCGGCCCAUGGUCAGGUGCGCCCUGUAGAUGCCAAGGUCUCAGCUAUAAAUGCAUUUCCCGCACCUACCACCAGAAGAGAGCUACGCCGCUUUUUAGGGAUGGUUGGCUACUACAGUAGUUUCUGUAAAAAUGUAUCUGCGGUAGUUGCUCCAUUAACGGAUUUGCUCAGUCCGGCGAGAAAAUUUGUAUGGUCUGAAGAUUGUAGUACUGCUUUCAACACUGCUAAAGCACUCUUAUGUAGUACUCCUGUUCUUGCUGCGCCAGAUUUUGAACGACCGUUUAAACUGGAGGUAGAUGCAAGUGCCAGAGGUUCUGGUGUUGUUCUACUACAGCAGGACCAGAGUGGAGUGGACCAUCCUGUCUGUUAUUUUUCACGGAAAUUUAACAAAUGUCAGACAAACUAUUCCACCAUUGAACAAGAAGCUCUAGCUUUGUUGUUAGCUCUGCAGUACUUUGAAGUUUAUGUUGGUUCCAGUACAUUACCAGUGAUAGUGUACACUGACCAUAACCCCUUAGUUUUUCUCCACCGGAUGUAAAACCAGAACCAACGCCUUAUGCGUUGGGCACUUGUAGUGCAAAAUUAUCAUUUGGAGAUCCACCACAAAAAGGGGUCGGAUAAUGUGUUGGCAGAUGCUUUUCCUCGUGUUUAAAGAUCUAGUUUUUUGUUUUGUUAUCCCGUCAGGAUGCUGUUGAUCUUUGAAUUUUGGGUGUUGUGAUGGUACGUGUGUCGCAAACCAUUGUGGUUUGCUCUUUUAAGGGUGGGAGUGUUACGGAUACAGGUAUCCUGUGUCUUUUUGUGUUUUUUUUCUCUCCUUCUGCCCUAAUCACAGGUGUCCUGUAUGUUCCUGAUUGGUGGUCGUUGGGGUGUCUGCUGAUUGCUGAGGUGGACCAAUCAGUGGACAUUCCUCUGCAUUGCACCACCUGUUUCUGGUUUUUCAAUCACACAUCCCAUUGUUUAAAAGCCGGUCAGUUGUGUUUGUUGUUAGAGACUAUUUCCGUAUGUGAGUAUGGAUACUGUGGUGUCCUGUGUUUUGUGUACUCACUCAUUUGCUGGUUACUCUGUUUGGUAACUUUGUGUGUUUCUGGGAAAAGGGGAAUUUAAGCAAGUUGCCCUUGGGCGUACAUUACCCGUAGGAAGAAUAUUGUCUAAAAACACUAGUUAGACCUGAGCGGACCACCCACUGUAAUUUCUGUAUGAUUAGCUUAGCGGUUCUUGAGGCAGGCAAGAUCAGUUUAGGGGUGUUUUACACUAUUGUUUCAUUUCUUGGUUCCUGCUCAGCCCUUUUUCCCAAACCUUUACCGUGUGUUCAAAAAUAAACCUUUUAUGUUUGACGGUAGUUUAUGGUUGUCGUGUAGUUUUUUUUCUCACUGUUCCAUGUCACGAUUAUAAUUUGAAUGAAUUAUGUUACGGGUCUCUUGUCCAUCCACCCUAGACGUUUAAAGCCACGGGGAUCGUAACAAUGCUGAUACUCUGGUUAUCUGACAAGAUCCUGUCAACAUACUGUCGUAGGUCGAUACUCUGGUUAUCUGACAAGAUCCUGUCAAUAUACUGUCGUAGGCUGAUACUCUGGUUAUCUAACCAAUUCCUGUCAACAUACUGUCGUAGGCUGACACCCUGGUUAUCUGACAAGAUCCUGUCAUUAUACUGUAGUAGGCCGAUACUCUGGUUACCUGACACGAUCCUGUCAACAUACUGUCGUAGGCUGACACCCUGGUUAUCUGACAAGAACCUGUCAACAUACUGUCGUAGGCAGAUACUCUGGUUAUCUGACAAGAUCCUGUCAACAUACUGCUGGAGGCCGACACUCUGGUUAUCUGACAAGACCCUGUCAACAUACUGUAGUAGGCCGACACCCUGGUUAUCUGACAAGAUCCUGUCAACAUACUGUCGUAGGCCAAUACUCUGGUUAUCUGACAAAAUCCUGUCAACAUACUGUCGUAGGCCGAUACUCUGGUUAUCUGACAAGAUCCUGUCAACAUACUGUCGUAGGACAAUACUCUGGUUAUCUGACAAGAUCUUGGCAACAUACUGUAGUAGGCCGACACCCUGGUUAUCUGACAAGAUCUUGUCAACAUACUGUAGUAAGCCGAUACUAUGAUUAUCUGACCAGUCUCGGUCAACAUACUGUAGUAGGCCGACACCCUGGUUAUCUGACAAUAUCCUGUCAACAUACUGUAGUAGGCCGGCACACCCUGGUUAUCUGACAAGAUCCUGUCAACAUACUGUCGUAGGCCGAUACUCUGGUUGUCUAACAAAUUCCUGUAAACAUACUGUCGUAGGCCGAUACUCUGGUUAUCUGACAAGAACCUGUCAAUAUACUGUCGUAGGACGAUACUCUGGUUAUCUGACAAGAACCUGUCAAUAUACUGUCGUAGGACGAUACUCUGGUUAUCUGACAAGACCCUGUCAACAUACUGUCGUAUGCCAAUACACUGGUUAUCUGACAAGAUUCCUGUCAACAUACUGUCGUAGGCCGAUACUCUGGUUAUCUGACAAGACCCUGUCAACAUACUGUAGUAGGCCAACACCCUGGUUAUCUGACAAGAUCCUGUCAACAUACUGUCGUAGGCCGAUACUCUGGUUAUCUGACAAGAUCUUGUCAACAUACUGUCGUAGGCCGAUACUCUGGUUAUCUGACUAGAUCCUGUCAACAUACUGUAGUAGGCCAAUACUAUGAUUAUCUGACAAGCCCCGGUCAACAUACUGUCGUAGGUCGAUACUCUGGUUAUCUGACAAAAAAUCCUGUCAACAUACUGUCGUAGGCCGAUACUCUGGUUAUCUGACAAGAUCCUGUCAACAUACUGUCGUAGGCCGAUACUCUGGUUGUCUAACAAAUUCCUGUCAACAUACUGUCGUAGGCCGAUACUCUGGUUAUCUGACAAGAACCUGUCAAUAUACUGUCGUAGGACGAUACUCUGGUUAUCUGACAAGAACCUGUCAAUAUACUGUCGUAGGUCGAUACUCUGGUUAUCUGACAAGAUCUUGUCAACAUACUGUCGUAGGCCGAUACUCUGGUUAUCUGACUAGAUCCUGUCAACAUACUGUAGUAGGCCAAUACUAUGAUUAUCUGACAAGCCCCGGUCAACAUACUGUAGUAGGUCGAUACUCUGGUUAUCUGACAAAAAAUCCUGUCAACAUACUGUCGUAGGCCGAUACUCUGGUUAUCUGACAAGAUCCUGUCAACAUACUGUCGUAGGCCGAUACUCUGGUAUCUAACAAAUUCCUGUCAACAUACUGUCAUAGGCCGAUACUCUGGUUAUCUGACAAGAACCUGUCAAUAUACUGUCGUAGGACGAUACUCUGGUUAUCUGACAAGAACCUGUCAAUAUACUGUCGUAGGACGAUACUCUGGUUGUCUAACUAAUUCCUGUCAACAUACUGUCGUAGGCCGAUACUCUGGUUAUCUGACAAGAACCUGUCAACAUACUGUCGUAGGACGAUACUCUGGUUAUCUGACAAGAUCCUGUCAACAUACUGUCGUAUGCCAAUACACUGGUUAUCUGACAAGAUUCUGUCAACAUACUGUCGUAGGCCGAUACUCUGGUUAUCUGACAAGAUCCUGUCAACAUACUGUCGUAGGCCGAUACUCUGGUUAUCUGACAAGAUCCUGUCAACAUACUGUCGUAGGCCGAUACUCUGGUUUUCUGACAAGAUCCUGUCAACAUACUGUCGUAGGCCAAUACUCUGGUUAUCUGACAAGAUCCUGUCAACAUACUGUCGUAGGCCGAUACUCUGGUUAUCUGACAAGAUCCUGUCAACAUACUGUCGUAGGCCGAUACUCUGGUUAUCUGACAAGAUCCUGUCAAUAUACUGUCGUAGGCCGAUACUCUGGUUAUCUGACAAGAUCCUGUCAACAUACUGUCGUAGGACAAUACUCUGGUUAUCUGACAAGAUCUUGGCAAGAUACUGUAGUAGGCCGACACCCUGGUUAUCUGACAAGAUCUUGUCAACAUACUGUAGUAGGCCGAUACUAUGAUUAUCUGACCAGUCCCGGUCAACAUACUGUAGUAGGCCGACACCCUGGUUAUCUGACAAGAUCCUGUCAACAUACUGUUGGAGGCCGACACCCUGGUUAUCUGACAAGAUCCUGUCAACAUACUGUCGUAGGCCGAUACUCUGGUUAUCUGACAAGAUCCUGUCAACAUACUGUCGUAGGCCGAUACUCUGGUUAUCUGACAAAAUCAUGUCAACAUACUGUCGUAGGCCGAUACUCUGGUUAUCUGACAAGAUCCUGUCAACAUACUGUCGUAGGCCGAUACUCUGGUUAUCUGACAAGAUCCUGUCAACAUACUGUCGUAGGCCGAUACCCUGGUUAUCUGACAAGAUCCUGUCAACAGUAUAG
This is a messenger RNA of Coregonus sp. 'balchen', 9690 nucleotides long. The record is from the annotation of a GenBank genome assembly. Lineage: Eukaryota; Metazoa; Chordata; Actinopteri; Salmoniformes; Salmonidae.